Phascolarctos cinereus (koala) is the source of this 4547-nucleotide messenger RNA. It is a transcript of the gene SMAD4, whose product is annotated as SMAD family member 4. Gene Ontology annotation, molecular function: RNA polymerase II cis-regulatory region sequence-specific DNA binding; DNA-binding transcription factor activity, RNA polymerase II-specific; I-SMAD binding. Gene Ontology annotation, biological process: transforming growth factor beta receptor signaling pathway; SMAD protein signal transduction; regulation of transcription by RNA polymerase II. NCBI's taxonomy places the organism in Eukaryota, Metazoa, Chordata, Mammalia, Diprotodontia, Phascolarctidae. The record is from RefSeq and is a predicted model, not a curated record. Gene Ontology annotation, cellular component: heteromeric SMAD protein complex.
GGCGGCGGCCCAGACUUCGCCCGAGCCCAGGGGCGGGAGAGGACCGCCGCCGCCGCCGCCUCCUCCUGCCAGCGGCGGCCGGAACCCAGGUCAUCGUGCAUACCACAUGUCUGUAACUGUUCUACCUGUGGGUAGCAUUGGGAUUUGUUCCUUGCUGCCUGAACACUAUCAAAAUUGCUUUAGGAAUUUUGGACUUAUUUGAUUCAAAAGAAAAAACGGUAACAAAUGGACAAUAUGUCUAUUACUAACACACCCACAAGUAAUGAUGCCUGUCUGAGCAUUGUUCAUAGUUUGAUGUGCCAUAGACAAGGUGGAGAAAGUGAAACAUUUGCAAAAAGAGCAAUUGAAAGUUUGGUAAAGAAGCUGAAGGAGAAGAAGGAUGAAUUGGAUUCUUUAAUAACAGCUAUAACUACAAAUGGCGCCCAUCCCAGCAAAUGUGUCACGAUACAGAGGACAUUGGAUGGCAGGCUUCAGGUGGCUGGUCGGAAAGGUUUCCCUCAUGUUAUAUAUGCUCGUCUCUGGAGGUGGCCUGAUCUUCACAAAAAUGAACUUAAACAUGUGAAAUACUGUCAGUAUGCUUUUGACCUAAAAUGUGAUAGUGUCUGUGUGAAUCCAUAUCAUUAUGAAAGAGUUGUAUCACCUGGCAUUGAUCUCUCAGGAUUGACACUACAAAGUUCUGCUCCAUCAAGUAUGUUGGUGAAGGACGAGUAUGUUCAUGACUUUGAGGGACAGCCAUCAUUGUCCACUGAAGGACAUUCAAUUCAAACCAUACAGCAUCCACCAAGUAACCGUGCAUCUUCAGAGACAUACACCAACCCAGCCAUGUUAGCUCCGUCUGAGUCUAACACUACCAGCACCACUAACUUUCCCAACAUUCCUGUGGCUUCCACAAGUCAGCCUACCAGUAUAUUGACAGGCAGCCAUAGUGAGGGACUUUUGCAGAUAGCUUCAGGACCUCAGCCAGGACAGCAGCAGAAUGGAUUUACUGCCCAGCCAGCUACUUACCAUCAUAACAGUACUACCACCUGGACUGGAAGUAGAACUACAGCAUAUACGCCUAAUAUACCUCACCACCAAAAUGGUCAUCUUCAGCAUCAUCCGCCUAUGCCACCCCAUCCUGGACAUUACUGGCCAGUUCACAAUGAGAUUGCAUUCCAACCUCCCAUUUCUAAUCAUCCUGCUCCUGAAUAUUGGUGUUCAAUUGCUUACUUUGAAAUGGACGUUCAGGUAGGAGAGACAUUUAAAGUUCCUUCAAGCUGCCCAAUUGUUACUGUCGAUGGAUAUGUGGACCCAUCCGGAGGAGACAGAUUUUGCUUGGGUCAGCUCUCCAACGUUCACAGAACUGAAGCCAUUGAGAGAGCAAGGUUGCACAUAGGCAAGGGUGUGCAAUUGGAAUGUAAAGGUGAAGGUGAUGUUUGGGUUAGGUGCCUCAGUGAUCAUGCAGUGUUUGUGCAGAGUUACUACUUAGACAGAGAAGCUGGGCGAGCACCAGGAGAUGCUGUUCAUAAGAUUUAUCCAAGUGCAUAUAUAAAGGUAUUUGAUUUGCGCCAGUGCCAUCGUCAGAUGCAACAGCAAGCUGCCACUGCACAAGCUGCAGCAGCUGCUCAGGCCGCAGCAGUAGCAGGAAAUAUCCCUGGACCAGGAUCAGUAGGUGGAAUAGCCCCUGCUAUCAGUCUGUCAGCGGCUGCUGGGAUUGGCGUGGAUGACCUGCGCCGCUUAUGCAUACUCAGGAUGAGUUUUGUAAAAGGCUGGGGCCCUGACUACCCAAGGCAAAGCAUCAAAGAAACACCUUGCUGGAUUGAGAUUCAUUUACAUCGUGCCCUCCAACUCCUAGAUGAAGUACUCCAUACCAUGCCUAUUGCAGACCCACAGCCAUUAGACUGAGGUCUCUGUGCCGUGGCCAUGUGUCAGGAUAGUGAACUGUAAAAUACAAUCCUGUUUAUAACCUGAAGAUAUAUUUUACUUUUGUUCUGCUUAAUCUUUUCAUAAAAGGUUGGAAAAUGUGUUUGCUGCCUUGCUCCUAGCAGACAGAAACUGGAGAGUUUAAAAAUUUCCCCCUAUUUAGAGACUUGUUCAGGUAUGAGGCAUGACUCAGAGCUUGAAAUAGGGGAAAACAAUCCAGAUGAAGUCCUCACUAGCUAUAUAUGAAGGAAUCAUUCCAGUGCUGGAAAAUGUAACCCUUAGCACAUAGUAGAGCCUUUUGUGUGCAAAACCUAUAUACAUAAUCUAUAGAUGUUAUUCUACAGAAUAAAUUCAACAUUGCUAAUGUUUAAAUGCAGAGAAAGUUCUCAAAGGUAAUUCACCUCUAUCUCAUUCUGUAUGUGAGUGGUUACUGUUAAGCAUAUAUCUUAAUCAAAAAUACUGUGCCAUGUGGGUGAGUUAAUAUUAUUAAGAGCAACUUGACUCUGCAUUUAAGGAUAUUUGGUCACAAAAAUUUCAAUGUAAGCUCUCCCCAGAAUAAUUUCUUUGAAACUUGAACAAGUGAAGACAAAAUUUUAAUUCAUAUUGUAGCUUGCAGCUUCAAUUUUACAUUUGCCAAGGCUAACAUAAUAUGUAUGUACAUAUUUGAAAAUUCCUUAUCACUAGACAGAAACUUCUUUUAAAUGACAUUUUGCUCUCUGUCUGAUAACUGUGAUUAACAAAAGGUAUUUCUCUGCCCGUUGAAGAAUAGUAGCUAUAUUCUUCCUAAAUUUCUGGGCAUUGGGUCUGGUUACUAAAAAAGCCUGGGAUAGGAAAUUGCUUUCCUUCAUUAAUUCAUAGGGAAAACUUUUGUAUUUUUAAAACACUAAAAGGAGUAUUAUCACUCCACUUAAAUGUCACACUGUUCUGCAAAGCUGAUGAUGCUUAAACUAAAUAAUGAAUAACUAGUAUUUUGGAAACUGCUAAAAUCUGUGUUAAAAUACUGUGCAGAAUAAUGGAAACAUUACAGUUGUUCAUAAUGGGUAGUUUAACUAUUUUUGUACUUGAUUUGAUGUGUGAUUUUUCGUAUACAGUUUAAAUCAUGUAUGUUAAUGACAUUGUUUGAAAUUCAGUUUUUGUAUCUUGGGGCAAGACUGCAAACUCGUUUUUUAUACCUUUUGGUUAUUCUAAGCCCUAUGCCAUCAAUGACCAUAUCAGUUGGCAAUGACUUUGUAUAGAGAAUUUAAGUAGAAAAAGUUGCAAUUGUAUUGACUGUACAACAGACACAAUAUGUAUGCUUUUUAUCUAGCUAGUAGUAUAAAUAAAACUCUCAAAAUCUCAGUAUACAAAAUUGGAAUCUAGGUUUGCUUUUAAAAAAUUUUUUUUGCACUCGAGUCCAUUAACUCAAUGGUAAAUCAUUUUUCUACUAAAUGACAGGCAAAAAAUACAGUAGUAAGCAAGCAACCGUGGUUGUUAAUACUUUAUACAAGACUUCUAAUUAUGUCUAAUGUGUAGAAGUUCAAGAUCUUCUGUGAACUUUUGCAGUAGCAGAAAUUGGCCUGGUUGUCUACAAGAUAAAUAAUGUGAAAUAAAAUAUAGUAUCACUCCCAGAUUUCAUUAGGUCCAUUUGUUUUACUCUUUUGUUUAAGCAGCCCAUGUAAACUUAACAAACAAAAGCAGGCUAUAAACAGAUUGUUUCAGAUUGACUUACAAAUCUCAGAGAGGUGCAGAGCGCUUGUGUCUUUAGAAACCUUGUGAAAUGGCAACACCUCUUACUUUAGGCUUAUCUCUCUUCUUGUAUCUCCUUAUUAACAAACAACUUACUGGUAAGCUUGUGGGUGUUAACAUAAACCUGUGAGCUACACAUCUUAAAAAUGAAAUACAACAGACAUUAUAUAAUACGAUAUAAUAAGCACCUACUCUGUGCAAGGUAUUUUUAAAAACCCGUGCAGCAUAGAAAUUCUGUUUCUAAGAGUGCUUUCAAAUCCUUUUAUGAACGGAGAUGCUACUUUUAGGUUCUACUUUAUGCCUAAGAAGAAUUUAGUGCCUAUUAAUAAUCUCAAAUUAAAGACUCUAGGUCCAAUCUUAUGGUAGUUUUAAGAAUUAGGAAUAUAGAAAAGUGAUUUUUCAAAUAGUUUUGGGAAGUAGAUAGUCUUGCCUAAGGCCUUUUCUGUGUGGCCAUUAUAGCCACUGCCUUAAUUUCUACUUCUUGGGCUUUCAUAAUUAUUUUGUGGGGAUGAGGUUGGAGGGAGAAGGUAGAGCAAGUCUUCCAGACUUGUAAUUUCCUUGUUGUGGGGUACUUAUCAUUGCUACUUAUUAGAACCUCUCAAUGUCUUAUUGAUAAAAUAUAGGCUUCUUAAAAGCAGGGACUUUUUGUCUUUUGUCAUGAUCCCCAGUGCUUAACAUACCCCUGGCACAUAGUAGGUACUUAAUAAGUGCUUGCUGAGCGCAACCUAGUUUCACCCUUCCUGGCGGCCAAAGUUAACUUCUCCGUAGACCCACUGUAUAUUUGCUAACUUUAGAUGGUGGAUUUGUUCCUAGUUUGUUUUUUUUUCUUUCCUUAAAUACUGAAGGGAGUUUGGAGAAUAAUGAACUUACUGAAUUGCAGCAAAUUAUAAUGGAAGAAAUAAAAGGAAACAUCAAUUUCA